AUGGACCGCAAAGCAGCAUUUCUCACCAGCGAGCUGCCACGAAGAAUUCUGCUUUACUGUCCGGAAUUGGAUGGCGAAGGAUCGUUUUCGGAUGUAAAUCUAACAACGCCGGACCAUUUGGAUGGUUUUAUGUCGACAAUCCAUAAGUUAUCGUUCAACUACGAGAGCAAGGACAAAAGUGACACGAGAACGCUGAAUCUAAUGGUGAAAGUAAUGAAGGGAAGUGAUGAGUUCCGUGAAUCAUCCAUGGGAAAGACACAGUUCACGAAUGAAAUCUACAUCUACACGAAGGUGCUGCCCGUGUUCCAAGAGCUGUUGGAAACGACCGAAAGCGGUUUGGCCGGAGACUGGUGUCCGAAAGUGUACUAUGGAGAAGCGGGUCACUUCCCAACCUACAGCGAUCAGUAUGAAACUAUACUUGUGCUGGAAGACAUUUCCCCGUUCGGCUACAAGGCGGGACCCCGGUUGGAUCUGGAGGAAGAACAUCUGCGCAUGAUGGCACGGCAUAUCGCAUCGUUUCAUGCGUGUACGUACGCGAUGCGUAUCCGAAAGGACGAGCGAUUAGCAGCACUGAUUGACGGAAUUGUUCCGUUAGACUUUGUGUCCGGUGAUAAAACCUUCACCAGUUACGAUGUAUUGCUAAGACUGGGUGCAAACAGAUUGUACCACUAUCUGGACACACACCCCGAACAGCUAGAUAGUGUUGGAUUCAAGCAAGACAUCGAAAACAUGCGCCGUCGCUACGAGGCCACUCCGAUACGGUUGAUGCAGGAUUUACUACGCAAAGAUGACGUAUUCUCGGUCAUUCUGCACGGUGACUACAACCGUAAUAAUGUGCUAUUCCGGACGGACGCCAACGGUAAACCGAUCGGAUUGAAAAUGUUCGAUUUUCAGGAGAAUCGUUUCGCAACGCCUGUGAUCGACUUGACGUUCUUUAUGUACAUGAGCAUGACGGAGGAUCUGCGUGACAGAUGUUGGGAUGAGGUGGUGCUAGAAUAUCAUACCACACUUCUCGAUAGUCUCGCGGUAAUUUUGAAGGUAUCAAAAGACGACACACUGCUAGAUCCGUAUCGUUUAGAACCGUUUUUGGAACAUUUCAAGCAGCAUGCAAUGUAUGGAGUGAUUGUAACACUACACUUUCUGCCAUGGAUGAUGUGUCCGGAGGAGGAAUGCGAACAGUUGUCGUACCAUUUUGCGCGGGAUGUACACUCCACGGAGUUGGCCCACUGGACCAUGGUUUGUGGUGGGGAGAAGGUGGACAAACGGUUGGUCGGUGUGCUGCGCCAUGCUAGCCGUAAAGGAUAUUUUGAUAUAGUGAAACAAUAG
This is a messenger RNA of Anopheles marshallii, 1326 nucleotides long. RefSeq lists its product as uncharacterized. The record is from RefSeq and is a predicted model, not a curated record. The transcript has 2 exons. The coding region runs from base 1 to 1326 and encodes 441 amino acids. Lineage: Eukaryota; Metazoa; Arthropoda; Insecta; Diptera; Culicidae.